CUGGAUUUCGAUCAAAAGUUAAGAAAUCUACAUAUCCCUUAAGCUGCGAAGAAAGCCGCCGCAUUUUGUAAUAAACUCGCUGGUUGGGAGAUUCAGAGAGCUGGGAACCUGCAACUCCCCAUCGUCCCUCAACAAUCAUCCUUAGCAUGGUGCACCGCCUGAUUUUGCUGGUAAUUCGCCCUUCUUCUAGCUUGCUCCUGAUUCUUCCCUUUUCAGUCUAGGGUUCACUUGGUGAAUGAAUGAUGCAGGGGAUGGUAAUGUGCUGCUGAUUCUUCCUUCUCUAUUUUACUCCGCCCAGCUUGCUCUUCGGGGUUUUUUUUUUUUUUUUUUUUUUUGAAGGGAUUGUUCUUUGGUUUUGAGUCCAGGGUUUACUUGCGAAUGAAUGGUGCAGGGGAUUACUCUGUCAUGCUUGUUCUUCGGAGGCUUUUUUUAAGGAAUUGUUCUUUGGUUUUGAAUCCAGGGUUUACUUGCGAAUGAAUGAUACAGGGGAUUAUGAUGUGCUGGUGAUUCUUCCUUCUCUAGUUUACUCUGCCGGGGUUUUUUGUUUAAGGGAUUGUUCACUGUUCGGUUUUGAGUCUAGGGCUUACUUGUGAAUGAAUGGAACAGGGGAUGAUAAUGUGCUGGUGAUUCUUCCUUCUCUACUUCACUCUGCCAUGCUUGUUCUUCGGUUUAUUGUUUUAAGGGAUUGUUCUUCGGUUUUGAGUCUAUGGUUUACGUUGUGAAUGAAUGGUACAGGGGAUUAUUAUGAUCUGGAGGAUUAUUGAAAGAGCAAUGAUCAUCGCUACAAUGGUAGCUUUAUCAGGUUUCCUGAUCAUGCUCUCACUCACUGCUGGGCUGGACGCACUGUCCUUCAGCUACAGCAGCUUCGAUCAAUGCAGCGACUCCAUCAAGCUGUACGGAGAGGCAUCUUGUAUGAAUUCUGGGAUUCAACUGACCGGCUUCGGAUAUUACGUGAUCGGCCAGGCCAGAUACUCCAAACCAAUGCCCCUCUGGGACGCCACCACGGGCAGUGUUGCCAAUUUCACUACCACUUUCAUCUUCGAAAUCGCCAGUAACAACAAUGGCAGUAUCAGCGAAGACGAGUCCUCGUGCUGUGACGGCUUGGCAUUCUUCCUGGCACCGCAAAACUACAGCAUCCCAGUGGGCGGGGGAGCCAGCGGAGGGUUGGGGCUUAUAUAUGCUAACCUCACUUAUGACUCCGCCUCGGAAAAUCCAUUCGUGGCGGUUGAGUUCGACACCUACAACAACGAGUGGGAUGCUUGGAACGGCAGCAGCCAUGUGGGAAUUGAUAUCAACUCUCUGCAGUCUGUUGCCAGUAAGAGAUGGAGGAGGCAUUAUAAUGGCAAGGGUACUCGUCGAAUGCGUGCACGAAUUUCAUACGAUAAGGAUGCCAAUACUCUGUGCGCAAGCUGGUUCAGUAGUAGGGAUAAUAGUGGCCAGUUCAAGUUCGACGAUACCCUUUGCUAUGGAGUUGAUUUGACGCAUUACUUGCCGGAACAAGUAGUCUUCGGCUUCUCCAGCUCAACCGCUUGGAGGUCUCAGUCUCACACCAUCAGUUCCUGGUCCUUUUCCUCUUCCAAUCUAGUCACAGCAACGCCAACUGGUUCAUCUGCAAGAAAAGACAGAAGCGAUGGCGAAAAUGGUCACUUGACAAUGGGACUGUUGAUCGGAAUGUUACUGGCCGGUCUUGCUCUUGUAGCAGUAUGGUUCUGUGUGUGCAGGCGUGUCUGUUGGAGGAGGAAUGCGGACCAAAGUCCUUUGGCUAAGCGCGAAUUGCUUAUUGCUCCCUUGCGUGGUGGUAGCCAGGGGCAAGAGCAAGACAUCACUAGUGCUGGUAGUGUUAGUACCAUGCGAGGACCUCGGCUUCUACACAGGAUCAAUCCCGGAGCGAAAUACAUCUCACCAGAGGCGGUUCGUGGAGCAACAAACAAUUUCAGUGAGAUGUUGGGGAGAGGCGGGUUCGGAGCAGUAUAUAAGGGAGAACUUGACGGUAGAGACAUUGCAGUGAAGAAACUGUUCCAGGUGACGGCGGCUAGAGGCAACAAGGAGGGGUACAUGGCAGAGUUAACGGUGAUAUCACAGUUGAGGCACCACAAUUUGGUUGAACUACUUGGAUGGUCAUGCGACGAGUCGGGUGACCUCUACUUGGUCUACGAAUACAUGGAGAAUGGUAGCUUGGAUGAUCAUCUACGCAGACAUGGGCCUGGCCAGCAACCGCUCACAUGGGAAAUCAGAUUCCGAAUCGCCAAGGAUUUGGGUUCGGGGCUACUCUACUUGCACGGAGGGUGCACAGAAUGUGUGCUGCAUAGGGACAUCAAGCCCGCUAAUGUUCUGCUGGAUUCUCGUUUGAGAGCCAAGCUAUCUGAUUUUGGACUGGCUCGCGUGGUGGGACACGACGACCGCUCCCAGUCCUUGAUCUCCGGGAGCGAGGGGUACCUCGCUCACGAGGUUUUGGAGACUGGGAAGUCAACGAAACACUCCGACGUCUUCAGUUUUGGGGUGGUGGCUCUGCAAAUCGUUAGCGGGAAGCCCGCGUAUGUCAUCAACAAUUCAACCCAGCGUCGUCACAUUGUGGAGUGGGCUUGGGGUCUAUAUGGGGAAGGUCAUGUUCAAGCUGUUGUCGACCCUAAGCUACAUGGUGUGUUUGUGGAGGAACAGGUCCGUCUUUUGGUUCAAGUAGCUCUUCACUGCACUCACCCAGAUCCUUCCCUCAGGCCUCCGAUGAAGGACGUCAUGGAUGCGCUGAACGUCAGGCCUGGAUUGCCCCCUCUGCCAUUGCAAUAUCCCAUCCAUCGUAGCUCCCAGGCAGAGCUGCUCCCUUCGCUGUCGCGAAUCCUUGAACAAUCGCAGCAGACGGUUGUUUCCUCUCUGCUGCAGCAGCAGCAGCAGCCAGUACCAUCAGGAGUUGUUCCACCGGCACAGGAUCAGAUUGGCAGCUUUGAUCAGCCUGUCACAAGUGUUCUUCGAGCUCAGGCAGCUGCUUCCCGUCUCUAUUGCACGGUCUAGGACUGCAGUUUCCUGGUGCGGUCGUUGCUGCAUGCGCUCUUUCAUUCAGCAAACUCCAAUGGAUUGCAAAUUGGUAAUUGUGUAUGUAAGUGCAUUCAAUAAGGAUAUUUGUGUAUGAUUUCUGUUACUGCAUAGUUUGAUUACUUAACACCAAUUUUGGUUUGUACGACUUGUGUAUCCUUGUAAUCACCAAUUUUGGUUUGUAUGAGCUGUGUAUCCUUGUAAUCGAUAGUUUUUUUAUACCUACUUUAUCCUAUAGUUUCGAGUAACACUUAUUGGUUCUGGUAAUAGUAACCUUGAUAGAUAUGCAGUUAGAAUGUUUUUUAUUUAUUUAUUUAUUAAUGAGGAAUGACUAAUGAUUAAGAUUUUUUCGAUAAAAGCAAUGAAUUUCU
Messenger RNA from Linum trigynum, 3398 nucleotides. The record is from the annotation of a GenBank genome assembly. Lineage: Eukaryota; Viridiplantae; Streptophyta; Magnoliopsida; Malpighiales; Linaceae.